CUCACUUUUUCCUUAUUUCUUCGCCUUCGUUCUCUCUAGUACCAGAUUUCCGAUUUAUGUUAAAGUUUACUAUGUUGCCUCAAGUAGAACAAACUGUUAUAUAUUUGUUUCCCCGUUUUUAGACCCAGUUCUCCCAAUACUUCUCAGGGAACUUCUUCUCGUCAAGCUAAAGUACCACCUGCGCCAGAUGAAUGUUGAAUUUUCAGGAACUUCACUUUCACGAAUUGUCGCUGUUCACCCACAAUGUUAAAGUAGAGAAUAGAGACGCCAAAUAGGCUACGGGAAAAGUAAGGGUUUCAAGAUGUGGUGAAGAUCCUAGUAGAGAAGGUACCGGAAAGGGGUUAAAGAUGUGGUGAAGAUCCUCGUAGAGAAGGGCUGACUUUGGAACUUCUUCUAGGAUCUUCUGUCCUCCAACAGUGGUGGAACCUCCAGGAACGAGCUGAUUUAGGACUCGAUCCAGCUUUUCCCAUAAGCUGAAGCCGAUCAUAAGAAUCAGUAGUAGCUGGAAGACUCGCUCAACCACACCCUUGAACAUUCCCGAGAACUGCAGCAAUAACCAAGGCCAUUGCUGCAGCCGCCUUCAAUCACAAUCAUCAAGAUGGUUCCGCUCCGUGUGGUCGAGCAAGAUGAGGGGUCGGAGGACUUCGAUCUGUCCCGAGGACAGAUUAAGGAGUUUGCGAACUCUCUUUUGCAUGAGUACCAACAGGAUUUGGAGAUGCGGGAAAUUCACAAGGCCAGUCUACUACAGAGAAAAAUGCGAGAGCUGGCGACGCAAAAGAAACAUGCAGAAGAACCUGGAAACAUUGGGAAUACGGAAGGUAGUGCUUAGUUUAAAAUAAACUUUAAUAGAAUUUCUUGCAGCAGUGGUCGAUCUUGAUGUCUAUUUUUAACAAUAUCAUGUCAAGUAGUGCGAAGUUACUAGCGUGGCUUCUUCUUACCACGACCUCUCUUCUCGUCAUUUCAACCUAUAUCCUCAUUACAACUAUCACUACUCAGGCAUGAAAGAAGUUGAGUUUCUCAAUUGGGUGAAGAAGGAGAUGGAUGACGAGGCUGCGUGCCUUUCGCUUCCUUUUAAGGCUGUAGUACUUCGUGUUGAAAUUCAAAUCUUUGACUGCAUCCGUGAAGAGUUUUAUGGGAAAAUAUCACAAGGGAAAUGCUCCACCAUAUCGUUCAAGGAUGCAGCUGAAGAAAGAUGAAUCGCGGCGGGCUCUAAUCCUUGCUCCAUCGGUCUGGUCGUAAUGUUUGCGAUUUCCGUUUUGUGCCACUUCGGAAUAUCUUACCAAUACGACAUUACCAAUUCAGCCACAAACUGGGUCGUGGAAAAUGCAAACUUCGCAAUCGAUACGACAAGUACUGUAGUCUUGCAUUUAUUGACAAGUAGUUCUUGUUCUUUACUAACGAUGAACAUGUACACCUGUAACGAAUAUUUUUUCCACGAGAUUUAUUAUGGUCCAACUAGUACCUCAAUACAUGCACCUCAACAUGAUGAUCCAAACAGAUACCUGGGGAAUCAAGGGCUUUCAUGAUGUGCACAACAUCGCUGAUUGGUACUCGUUUAUGCGUCUCGGGUAUGUCCCACUGAUGCUUCACAAGGGAACCUCAUGGUCUGAAGAGUUUGGCACGACAGGAACAGUAACGACAACACCAGUUAAGGCUAUUAAUACUUAUUCUUUAAUUUUUGCUUUAUAUCGAAUUCUCUAUGGAGUGCAUGAGGAUCCCUCUUCCAUUCCCUACGUAACCAUUGCUGUUGAUGGUCAUCUACGAGCAGGGUCCACGGCUUCAUGCACGUAUUGUCGAAGAUUCUUGUAGAACCAAUGAACAAGCACGGUAAAAACUACCACAAGGAGGCUACUCCGUCCUCUCCACUCUAGUAUUCCUCCACCACAGAGACAGAGAUGAACCAAAAAAAUGCCGACCUCCCUUUUCCUCUUCUAAUCUCUCUAUCAAGCCAAGCGAUUUGAUGAAUCACAACCACAUUAUCAGUGAUAUCAGAAUCACCUUGCGGAAAAACAAGAGCUCAGGCAAGUGCUCCUCUACGAUGCCAGAGGAUUUCAGAAGUGGUUUCGGCACAGAUCCAAGCAUUAUAUGCUACGAUAGUCCGGGAAGGUACUUGAUGAUAUCUUCUUGUUGAAAUAUUCUCUUUCUAGUACGACGGAGAGCAUUCAGUAAAAUCAAACAUGUUCUUUCACGUACUAGAGCAUUUUCAUACGAUGAAUUUGAAAACAUCUUCAUGGUUGACAUUGAUCCUGUACAUAGUAUACGUAACGGUCACAUAAAGUCUUCACCCUUUAUUUCCCCAAAACCUCUCCAGCUUCGAGAUCCAGAACCACUACGCGGACCUUGGUUUGUCUCUGCUUGCCGAUGUCUGGUCAACUGAUAACGUGAACGGGGAAGGCAACAAAGACGUCUACUAUCUGGAGAUUGCAAAGGACAUAACAACCCUAAACAACGAACUACGUGCCAAAGAAGAACAGAAUUGGAUCUCCGAAGACACCUAUAAAAUCGAGGUGUCCACGUUGAAUGUGAAUCGGGCGUUUGGCCUGGUGUCCCUAGUGACGAUGCACUUCGUCAUGCUGCCUGGAGGUUUUCUGCGGAAGGAUAUGACGGUGUCGUCACAUUGGAUGUCGGACUUCGGACCCUGGUACGGGGACAUGGCGCCGCUGUUGACAGUGCUUGAUGUCUUGUGGGUACUACAACUACCGGUUCGUUUUUACCUCUAGCGUGUAACCCUUCCAACAAUACUUUCAAAAACAAUAAUUGGUUGCUUUGAUCUUCUGGAUCGACGUGCUAGAUAAAUAUGUACAACUUGGAGCAUCCUGCUUGAUGAUCAUGUACAACUUGUCGUGAGAUUCGCUUGAUGAUCAUGGACAACUUGUCGUGAGAUUCAUUGUUCCCUACUUAUAUAUAAAGAUUCACCUCCUUUGUCAACAACGUCUUUCUUUCGCCAUGCUGCCUUUCGCCACAUACAACUACAUCAAAGGAACAUCAACUGUAUUUUGACCAUCUCGACUACACUCCUCGACUACAUCAAAUCAACAGCUUUUGACCAACGUGUCGAUUUUGAUCUCGGAGCUUUGGGACAUCCGAUCGCAGCUAAUCCAUCAUGGGAGCGUCAAGGAGUUUGCAUCUAACUACUUGGGCAUCUGGAACACGAUAGACUGGCUGAUCAUGAUUUCCUGUAUCCUAGUGAUUUAUCGUUUUGUGCAGCUUUCGAAUGGUAUUAGUGACCUUGCGCUUCUAGGAAAAUCAGGAGCCUUCGAGAUGUUUGAGAGUGGGUCGACCAACGCCGCUGCGCGGGAAGUCUACCGUCCACUGCUUUACUCGCAGAUCGAGAAGAACUUAGCCCUCCAAGAAGACGUGAAACUGCAAGUGCUGGGCUAUUUGGCGAUUUCCCUAGGGAGAAUGUUCAAGGGCUUCAGUGCGCAACCAAGGUUGGGGUUGGUCACGAACACGAUGUAUCGUGCUGGCAGCGACAUCAUCCACUUCAUGAUCGUCUUUUUGAGCGUCUUCUUCGCCUUCGCCAUCAUGGGUCUGCUCCUGUUUGGGAACUACGUCAAAGAUUAAGGCAGAAAAUAUACAAAUACAUCGUAAUUCUAAUUCAUCUUACGAGCAGCAGGCAUCUUACUUUGACUCCUUUUCUUUGUAAGGGAAAAACACGUCAUCAAGGUCAAAGAUGCUGCUUGUUUUCAAGGAAGAUGAAUAUCAUAUAUAUGAGGUCUAAAAAGAGUGGCAUAACUUCGGCAAUGCGAUUAUGAGCUGUUGGAGGCUGGUAGUAGGUGACUUCGACUACGACGAGUUGGCGGGAACGGCCUGGGUUGGGGUUGCGCUCUAUUUCACAACAUUCACAGUGCUGGUUGUGCUCAUCAUGCUGAACAUGCUCUUGGCGAUCAUUGUGGAGACGUAUGUGGAGGUACUCUUACUGUUGUGGUUAAUAUUGUUUGUGUUUCUAGUUAGUUGUAACUACAGGACAAAGAUGUGAAGAAGGAAUAGGAAAUGUGUCCUUUGCUUAUCCUUGUUUGCUGGGUUGAUGUAGGAGGUCCUUCCCGACAACAAGAAGAAAUCGUACCUCACGGAUCCGUCGACUCACUCACACCAUCGUCGAACAAUGCAGGUAAAAAGAGAAAAAACCGAAAAAGCAGAGACCCUGUACUCGCAAGCCAUGGAGUCUCUAGGCCGUUAUAUUAGGAAGAAGAGGAGGUUACGGGUAGGCCUCGAGGAGAUUUACGACAGGUUUUUGGGAGUAGCGAAGCGAAGGAUAAUGAUCAGGAGAGAAUUGGAGCAUCGACACGCCAUGGUCGUAGGUGGAAAGUUAGAAGCAGCAACAACGGAGGAGGCGUACUUUUCUUACCACUUAAAUUUUACGUUUUUUCGUUCCUAAUUGAUAAGAUAAGACUCACCGUCUUCAGCAGAACAUUUUACCGUGGUAAGCAGAAAUCCGUCAGUUCUGCUUAGAUUUAUCAGAGAAUGAAAAUCUUCCUGGUGCUGAUCUUGACUCCAACCUACCAGGCGCCGAGAGCAGCGCUUAGAGGCUAUCCUCGCUGGAGGCGAAGCAUCGAGAUACAGCUUUUUUUGGAGACUCCUAGUCCGCGGUCCGGCUGGCCUCUUUAUCGGCGAUUCCGAACGAUACCAGUUUGAGGAUGAGCAACUUUUCAUUCCUACGCACAUGGUGUUGGACUUCAUCACCUCCGAACAACGGUAUGUGACACCUGCCAAGCUGAAGUUGAUCAUGCCUAACAUUCCUUUAGCGCAGGCUGAGAGGUUAGUCAAGACUGCCUUGAUCGACAUGGACGCGACGGUAGAGAUGGUGAUACCUCCAGAAACAGCAACCGAGGCGUUGUAUACGAUGUUGGGGGACGAUUUGUCCGAAAUGGUCGACAAAAUUGGCAGUCUAGAGAAAAAGAUCACGCAAUUGACGACAACAAUAGGCGGAGACGCGGGAGGAGGGGCUUCUUUGGAGAAUAGUGCUAGUAGAGGCGGACCAGGACCAGGAGGAGGAGACUUCAAUCCAAGAUCACGGACUGGAAAGCCACUACCAAUAUUAGCAGCAGGCGAAGCAUUACCGGACGAGCAGCAGCCGCCGACGCAAAUGACCCGUGGAUCGCAAGCAGUGAUGCGAGUGGACAGAGGUACGAGUGCAAGAAUGUCCUCAACGGGGAUGGGAGUAGGCACUUCCUCAACAGGAGUAGGCUUAUUCGGUCAAAGACAGCAGGAAAUGCAGGAGCUGAAAGAUCAAGUAGCUGAACAGAAUCAGAUGCUCCGAGACCAAGCACUUCAGAUAGCAGAUCUAAAGCAGCUUUUGAUUACCCAUGUACUGCCACCUGGAGCUCACGUGGGAGGAGGACCCGGACCUGGCGGAAAUUCAGCCUGCUCUGGCUCAUCGGCUAACGCAGGUAGUAGAGCAGAGCAAAGAACAGCUGCAGGAGAACAGCGAAGAAGAAACAAGAGUGCCGAAAAUUCGCCAAGCAAGUGUGGAAGUCUUGUCUUCUGUAACAGGCCUGAGCGACCGGAUGAAGCGGACGAACUGAUUAUUGCGACUGCGCAUAUCACCACGGGCGAUGAUGCUUAACAUCUUCUUCGUUCACAACUGUUGUACUUAAUACCCAUACUUGUAAGUACUACGUGUAAACUUAGACAUGAUACAGAUAAAUUGUAGUUGGUGUACUAUUGUAUUUGAUUAAAGCUUCCACCGUUGUAGACCUUGUCUUUUCUCAUUCUCUCGAAAUUUUUCAAAAAGAAUCAUGAGUAGCAGGAUCAUCAUCUUCAGGUAUUUUUUGAUUUGUUUCGCUUUGUUGAACAGACGAAGUCACACCAGUCCAAGAACCGAUAUUAUAUUGUAGAGGCCUGAAUAGAAGGUACUAAACAAAUGAUCCUCCACCUAUGUACUCACUCCUUACUAUACAAGAUACAAAUCAUCAUCCAGAAUCAUCCAAAUCAUCAUACAAAUCAUAUCGAUUUAGCUACAGAUUCAAAGCCAUUUUUACAGUGCUUUUUUCAAGAUUCAAAGCCAUUGUUUACAUAUUACGCUCAGUCGUUACUACAAAAUUAAACUACUCCUGGUAGAUCAUUCGAUGUUGUGAAAUUAAAAACCUAACGACUGUGGCUGAGCCUCAUGCUUUCUCUCUGAUAGUGUUUGAAGUUUGACAACCUUGAAAAUGUUACUUGAAGAACAAUGAUGAAUCAAGAACACCAGCAUGCUACUGCUACAGUGAUUGUGAUUGUGCUGCUAACUUUUUCAGAUCCAGAUGGAACCCAUAAUAUUAGCAAUAAACUACAAACAAAUGGGAGGACGUUCACGUUGCGUCUGAAAGAAGUCAAGAGGUUUUCGUUCCGGGAUGCUAGACUUACUAACAACGACUAAAAAGAGCGCGCAAGUCACCGUCGAGGCUGGUUUCUUACGCAAAAAAAAUCGACGAGCUUCAGCUAGAUCUAGUACAAGAGCUUCAAUGGAUCAAUCAUACUCCAAUUCCGAAA
This is a messenger RNA of Amoebophrya sp. A25, 6471 nucleotides long. The record is from the annotation of a GenBank genome assembly. Lineage: Eukaryota; Dinophyceae; Syndiniales; Amoebophryaceae.